Molecule: messenger RNA, 1538 nt
Organism: Macroventuria anomochaeta
Lineage: Eukaryota; Fungi; Ascomycota; Dothideomycetes; Pleosporales; Didymellaceae
Exons: 2
Coding region: 117-1376 (419 amino acids)
Source: RefSeq, a predicted model, not a curated record
UUGAACUACUCUCCAAACUUUACCACCCUACCAACUGGUCAUACUACACUCGCAUAUCACGAACCAUCAGUUACUCGUCCUCUCCUUUCUCGAGCCCUUGAGCCCUUGUUUCCAUCAUGCACCAACUCAUCUCUCAUUUCGGCCUGAAGUUCUAUCUCUUCGAUCUUCAAGGCGUCCUCACAUACGAGCUCACUAAGGACGGCAGAUCCGCGAAGACAUAUGAGAUCUCAGAGACCGACGUCAAAUUUGCAAGUAGCAGCGAGGACAGUAUCAUUGACAACCUCCAGCCUGCAAAGGCAGGCCUCGAUAUCAGUGCUGUGGGCAUUCAACUGCACCUUCUCAGGAACGAUGGGCUGUUACGUAUGUGGUUCGAAGGAAGGGAGGGAUGUACAGCAGAUUGGACUUUCGAUGGCUUGAAGGCGACGACCAAUGGAAGGAUGACCGCGUCAGCCGGUGCUCAGACGUGCGUCGACCUCGAUAAGUGCAUUCUCUGCGGCAUCAAGGAAACAAAGCGGAGCGACAUGCGAAACUGUGCGUCCCAGACCGAAGUAGUGACCGUACAGAGCGUGUCUUUCAGCGCCGACGCUGCACAGCAGACGACAAAAGAGUCAAGAUGGCUUGACAACCUCAGUCCAAGAGCAACGCCAGCGCCCAGAACAAGCAUGAAGGCAGCACUCGCGACCAUGCGAAAUGGCACCAGUCAAAAAGAGAGCACCAAAGAAGUAGCCAUCAGAUCGAAGCGCAGAGCGUUGUCACCACCACACAGUGAUGUGCCGCUGCACAAGCGGGCCAAAAGCAGGCAUGACUCGAAGCCAUGGCCGCGAGUUAUAUACAUGGACUGCUACCGCACGUACCCGAACAGCCAUGGCGCCGGGCUACUUGUCAUCGACAUCGAAAAGGCUACCGUGACAUAUGAGGAUCACUACAAAACCAAAGUCGCCAACCACACGGAGCAAAGGCAGAUACAUCUCGACGACGAGCAUAUCGUGACGAAGUACGUCUGGAAAAAACCCAGCCACCACUGGAGGGGUGACGUGAGGCAAGCCACUCAUACUCUCAAAAUUAGCCGCUUGAUCAGGAGUGGCGGCUUAUCGCCGCUGAUGAAGCUAGAUGUUGGGUCGCCUGAGUGGAAGAUCUGGUACCACAACGCGCAUGUUCCUGGCAGCAAGCACUACAUCAACGAUCCUGAAAUCGUCGUCGAUGCCAUCAUACACUGCAUCGACCGCACCUCUGGACGUCAAGCCGUCCACAAUCCCGAGGCAGACCACACGCGGGAUGGUGCGAACUCGGAAUCCGCAUGGCAGCUGCAUCGACGGGAUUGGAAGGCGAAGUACAAGGUCUUUGAGCCUAACAAAACAGCGUCUACAAUAUCCUGAAGGGGUGCCGUUGGACAGGCAACAAACUUCAACACUGGGAGCUAGAGCAAGAUGCCGUAACGGGCACAAGCACAUUGCCGAGGGGAAGUUCAGAAAUCCUAAUCGGGGCUUGGCGUCUGCAAAAAUACGCUUGGGACAAUGAGGGUAGGGCUGAAUAGAUUC